UAACGUCAAAUUAGAAACAGCUUGAGUAUUUUACAAUUUAAAAUUGUUGUUAUCAAAAUAAACAAUUUUAAAAUGUUAUCACAGUUUACUUCCGUUGAAUAAAUUAGUUAAAUAUAUUUUUCGGAACAUGGUGCUAAAGGUAUGAGUUGUAAAUUUGUAUAAAAUCGUCAAAAUAUGGAAACCACUCCAGACCAUUCACUUGAAGAACAUCCCACAGGGGAACGUUGGGACCCUUUGGGUGCACCCAACGAUGAAGACGACGAUUUCGACUUUGAUAAAAUGAGUUUUGCUUGUGACGAACAGCACCAAUAUGCUGUUGAAAAGAUUCGUACCAUGGAAGACGAACAAGAACUGUUAAAUUCUUCAUUAUUUGCUUUGACUACUCAUUUUGCCCAGGUUCAAUUUAGGUUGAGGCAGGUUGUAAAUUCGCCAAUUGAGGAUAGAGAAGAGCUUCUAAAAUCUUUGGAAGAAUUUGCAUUUAGGGGCAUUCCUGAUGUAGGCUUAGUGAAGGAAAAGAUGGAUGAAGCCAGUUUAGCUGAAGCAGUAAGAUUACGACGUACACAGCAGCGUGAACUUAUUGAUAGGCUUAAGGGUCAGUUAAGAGAAUUGGAGCAAUAUGCUUUUGAAAAUGGUGAGGCUGGGAUACCACAAGAUGUUCUUUUGGAGAGACAAAGAGUUAUUUUAAAUGAAUUGAAAACAAGAAUGAAUCUAGAAUUAGAUGAACAAGACUAUCACCAAAUGACUCCAGAAUGUGUAAAGCAACAAAUAAAUCUGGCAUUAGACCAACUGAUAAGUCCUUUAAAAGUCAAGGAACAUUUAGUAGCUCAAUUAAAAACACAAGUGGCUGAUUUGGAGCGAUUUAUCAGUUAUUUACAAAAUGAUGGAAGCAAGCAUAAAAAAUGCAGUUGUGGUUGUGCAUAUCAUUCAGUCAAAAAACCAUUUCGUAGUGAAACAACACUAGGAUUGAUUCAAAAAACUGCAACAAUUUUACAGAUGUUUGCUGUGAUGCAACUGGGUUGUGGAGUAAAAUCUAGUUUUCGAAAAAAUGAUUUAAAAAAUUCUACAAAAAUAAACCAUUGGGGGGACUUAAGAGCAAAGUUAGAAAUGGCUAUAGGUAGAGUGAGAGAACUAGCAGUGGCCAAUAAUGACCAACAGUUUGUUUCCCAUCAAAAUCAAGGUGAUUAUGCAAGUGAUGCAGAAAGUCAACCUACAUAUUGCAACAUUCAACUUACAACAGCGGUCAGAAAGUACUUGGCCCCUUGUAUUAGAGAUCUUAUUCAACAUGGUUCAUGUGUAACUCAGAGUACCAGUCUAGUUCCUUUUAUAGGAUGUUUUCCAAGAAGAAAUUCACUUUUAAAUACUCAGAUCCAUGCUUGGGAGAUAAUUUUAGAAUACUAUGAUCUCAAAAAUGGCGAAAAGUAUAAUUCAACACCAGCAAGAAAGUUGUCUCAAAGUUUUAAUUUGGAUAUAGCAGGAGCUUCACCUAAUAGUAAUAAGCACAAUAUGCUGUGUGCAAUUGGGAGUAUUAUUUCCACACAUACCCCUUAUAAAAGGAGCUUAGAUUCUCACUUCAAAGCUUUUAUAUGUGCUGCUUUAAAUGCAAAUAAACUUGUUCCUUGGCUGAAUCUUCUUUUCACAUGUAAUCAGCUUGUAAAAGAACAUUAUCUCUCCUGGAGUUAUGUCAGCAAAACUGGGUUCCAGGACAGCCUGAAAAGUCUGGAUGUCUUGACAAAAUAUAAGUUUGACUUGCCAGUGGAUUUGGCUGUUAGGCAAUUUCAAAACAUUAAAGAUGUCUUCACUUGAUUAAUAAGACUGUAUUGUACUAGUGCUAGUCAUUCCUUCAGUUAUGUUCCUAUUUAAGAUUUAUUUGUUAUUAAUUUAAUUUGUUUAUUUCUUUCCUUGUUAAUUAUGGCAUUAUAAAUAAUGUAUAAACAUAAUGUACAUUCCUGUAGUUGAGGUUUAUGUUAUCAACACCAAUUUAAUUAAUUGAAGUGCUCCUUAAUAUUAAUUGUUUUGUGUUUUAUGUUAAUAAUAAAAUGUAAAUCCAUU
Molecule: messenger RNA, 2049 nt
Organism: Sitophilus oryzae (rice weevil)
Lineage: Eukaryota; Metazoa; Arthropoda; Insecta; Coleoptera; Curculionidae
Product: RUN domain-containing protein 1-like
Exons: 7
Coding region: 175-1803 (542 amino acids)
Source: RefSeq, a predicted model, not a curated record